Penicillium soppii is the source of this 300-nucleotide messenger RNA. RefSeq lists its product as uncharacterized. The record is from RefSeq and is a predicted model, not a curated record. NCBI's taxonomy places the organism in Eukaryota, Fungi, Ascomycota, Eurotiomycetes, Eurotiales, Aspergillaceae. The transcript has 2 exons. Bases 1 to 300 code for a protein of 99 amino acids.
AUGUUUCGAGACACAUUGGUCGUAUGUUUAUGUUAUUGGCACAAUGAAGAGCUGUUCGAAGAGAAAACCGAAGCGCAAAGCGGACUGGGGAUCGGCUUGGCGCAUUCCUCCACACUCCGACACUUGGCUUUCUCCAACUACUCGAAGUGUUUAGCUUGCUGCAAUUCUUUGUCUCUUUGCUUUGCUUGUUAUGCCAAUUUAACAGAAUACUGUUGUUUUUUUAAUCUUGAGCUCUGGCUGGCCGUUGCUGUGGGGUCUGAUCUCCAGCCAUCGAAUACUGACGCCUAUGAUGAUGACUAG